UCCGCGGCUUCGUUUCGUCACGUCAGUGCGUCGCGCGUCGUCGCAGCGAGAGGAUCGUGUGAGCUCGCGUCCGAGAUUCUCUCUCGCGCGCGCGCGCGAGAGAACGUCGUGAAGUCGCGCGCGUUUCGCGGAAGGCCCGGCAGAAAUGUUGCGUCCAUCGCCGCGCUGACAUUCUCAGGAGCGAAGAGAGUUCUUCGUCGGAAUUCGGUGCUCGUUCGACGACCUCGGCGACGAGUCGUCAUCGAAAACAUCGCGAGGACUUUGCGCGCGAGCGCACAUGUUCGUUUAAAAGCGACGCGCGAUGAGUCGAUCGCGACGAUAAUCGGUUUUCGACUCGCGCGUCCGAGACGAGUCGUCUAGGACACGACAGAGGGAAAAACGGAGAAGGAAGGAACGAGGAGGAAGAGGGUAAAGGAGCGAGCAGCCGGGGAUUCACACACGCGCGAAACUAUGCGAUCAAAUUGACGACACGGUCGAGAGAAGCAAGGAAAGAAAGGGGGAGAGAGAGAAAGAGAGAGAGAGAAGAAAAAGAGCGGAGGAACGCGAGUCGCGGGCAGGAACGGCCGCGACCGGUUAAAGCCGCGCGAAGAUAUGCGCGAGAGGCGGAUCUGAGCGCGAGUCAUGGAAGACGCAACAGCAGCGGUGCAGGAUACCUGCUUCGGGGCGGGCAGCGUGGCCGGGGCUGUGAUCGGGACCUUUCUGACGACGAUCCUCCUCCUCGCCGUCGCCGCUCUCCUCUACAGGCAGUGGCGCAGACAUAAGGGUAAACACCUGGUGCUGGUGACGGACCCCGAGAUCGUCGAGGAUGCGUACGCCUUCGACAAUCCUUGCUUCAAGGACGCCACACCUACGACGAUUGGCCGCGUCACAGAGAGACCGGCGUCGGCCGUACUCGGGGACACACCUGCCAAGGAUUCCACGCGAUGGUCCACACCUUGGACAUCUCUGGGUCUCGGAUCGGCCAUUCGCAACGAUAAACGUCGAACCCUCGACGAUUCCUAUGUCGGACCCAAGGCCACUAGGGUCAGCGUGGUGGGUCUGCGGAGUCGUGACUUCACCGGCCUGGGCUUCAACGUCUGCGGCAACAUGAGAGAGGGCAUUUUCGUCAAGGACCUGCUGCAUCGCGGUCCCGCAUCCGAAUCCGGACGGAUACAUCCUGGCGAUCGCAUCUCCAGCGUAAAAAUCAGCUUCCGCAACAUGGUGUACGAGGACGCGCUGACGAUUCUUAGCUAUGCCUCGCCAUAUGACGUGGAGCUGGAGGUGGAGAGCGGCGGUACCGGUUCGAAGCCGACGACGUUGCUGAAGAAGAGCGUCGGUCCGAGCCCGACGAGGAUCUGUCAUCCUCUCUACAGGAGUCAAUCGAUCCCAGAGCUGACGCAGGCCCAUAAAAGCGUCGCGAAACGACUCUUUAUGGCCGAUCCGAACGAAUCCGUCGGUUCCAAUCACUCGACGAUGAACUCAACCCUCAAGUCGCCGAAAUCGACGCCGGGUAGCGGGCAGAGUCUCGAGAGACGUCACGACGAGACGACGAAGAAUAAUCAUCAUCACAAGUUUGGCAUCAAAGUGCUACCGGCGUUGGAUGGUACCGUGCACCGGAUCGAAAAUCAAAACGAGCACAAUACGAAUCUAGAGAGAAGGCAUUCGCGCAAGAUGGACGCGGAGAAACUGCUGACUUCUUCGAACAGACAGUCUGCGACGUCGACAGCGAGCGACGAACCGUUGGAAAUAACCGAUGAAAGGAAACUCUGUAACGAGGGUUUUCAGCAACGCGCAGAUCAGCCUGAUGGCAUCAUCUCGGCGAGAAUCACCGCCAACGUGUCGGACAAUAAAGCCGGCAAGAGAAAUGCCGAUGCUGGAGGAGGGAUCAACAUACCGUCAGAGGUGCCAACAGAAGUGCACAACGCAGCCAUGGCGGCUCGUAGGAAUCGGAAGAGCAGUUCGGAGCCGCUGAAUGCUCAAAAGAUUAGCAGCUCGUCGACAGACUCCGACAGUGCCAAGAGUCCGCAGAAGAACAAACGGAAGGCGCCGGCGCCACCGAGGAGCAAUAUCAGCGAGAUGCCACCGCUCGCGAAGAAGGACGCCAUCGAUACUAUCGACAGCAUCGCUGAUUAUUCAGAAUCGUUGUGCGAUUAUGUGAGCAAGGCGCGUGAGAACACGGACGCCCGGAGGCAUCGGUUGGAGAACCAGCCGACGAUGAACAGACGCAACUCCGAGUCGGAUACUGACAACGAGAUGCAGAACAGUUUUACGACAAUCGAGCUAAAUCCUGCGGACAUCACCAUUCAUCGCACGCCUGUACCAGAGGCGAACGAUGACGAUGAGGAUGACAUGUACAGAAAGGCGGCCAGUUUAGGCGAUCUAUCCAAGUAUGAAAACAGAACUGCAACGACUCUCGAGAGAGCGCAGAGCCUCGAUAUGAGCGCCGAUACCAGCGCGAAGAAGCGCAAGGCGCCGCUGCCGCCUGAAGACAUCAAUGAGUCCACGGAGGAUCUUACCAAACUCGACCAAAUUGACUCCUUCGAUCGACGAAAGUUGAAGAAGUCGAAUGAAUGGGGCACCCUAGAGGACGUGAUCUGGAGCGAAGCUGCUGAUGCGGACGAGAAGGCGCGCGGGAAAACGAGAAAGAAGAGCAAUGGCACUCUUGAACGCUCCAAGUCUGCGGUAGAGAUCAAGCUGAAGGACGAAGUUACUGAAACAACAGAUGAUGUAUCUGAAAAAAAGAAACUCGACAACAAUGAUCACGAUAUCGUCAGCAUCGAGUUGUACAAUUUACCAUUGAGUAAGCGACUGACCCAGGAAUUUAUUCAUAACGAACGGAUGUUCAAUCCAGACGAGGAUAAUUCUCUAGCUAGGAUCGUAAACGAUGGCCGGGUGGUGAAGAGCCCGACUCCGAGAGAAGUGGAGCUGGACUUUCAAUUGGCCGACGAGAAACGGUUCUCUGAAGAAAGCCAGCCUGAGGAGGAACUCUUCGAAAAUGAUACGGAGACUUCUGUAUCGGAAAAGUCAGGAGAUUUUAGUCGCGCUUUGCGCUACUUUGAAUUACACACGAAUGUCUCGCCAGUGGAGCCGACGACAAAGACAGUCAGUCUUACGCAGCUAAACGAGCGAAGAGAGGAAAAAGCGCCCUUUAACGCAUCAUUCUACGCCGGUAAGCAGCCGGUAGUAGAAGAGUCUAUCUCGAAAAUAACCGUAGACAGGGGUUGCCGUGGUUGCGAGGGUAGGCACAGUCAGCACAGCGUGGAUUGCGAACGCGAGAAACACGUCGACAAGCCACAUCGUGUGACUGUACGAUCGUUUUCAGAUGAUAAUAAAACGAUGACGACGAGAGAGAACAUGGAGAGAGAAAUAGAACGAGCGUGCACGCCGACGCAUCUGCGAAUUCAUGCGUCCAAAUCGGAACCGGCCAAGCACGAUAAAUCCCAGGAUCCAAGGGAAGAGGAGAUGCACACGGAGGGAAAGAACGGUACCUUUUCCACGUUCCAGGCGUACCGGACAAAAUUCGAGCAACGAGGCGAUAGGUAUUCGCCGAUCAAGUCGCCAACCGACUCUUCCUUCGAUACGCACUUUGCUAGACGCGUUAUUAAUGUCUCCAGUCGUGACGGAAAGGAUGAAGAAGAGGAAGAGGACGAGUACGAGUUCGGUUCAGGCAUGACGACGCACAGCAAGAGUCCAUCCUCGCCCAAGGAGGACCGUCACAACAUCAGCAGUGUCAGCGUGUCAAGCGGUGAGAACAGCGAGGACAGUGGUCUGGUUCGCGAGUCGAUAGACUACAACAAUCCACAGGAUUCGGAGAGUCGUCCGCCCUUGCCCGAUACACCCAUGCCGUUGAACGCAGCUCAUAAAAUGACCUACAUUACGGAAAUCAAAGUGUCGCCCAACAGGGAGGGCGUUCAAGAGACCGACAGUGAGAACGAGGACGGAAUAACCACGACAGGGACUAACGGCGAGUCGCGAAAAUCGCUGACACACGAGAUCAAGGUGACAUCGAACGGCAAACCCACGUCCGGUAAGAAACCGCCGGUACCGCCGAGACGAUCAGACAUUACGAGGAGCCCGAAAGAGGACCGGACGGACAAACAAGUGGUUUAUGUGUCCGAGUAUAAGUCCACGACGGGUAAGAGAGCCCAGAUCUUGGACUCGCAUCCAUCAGAAGUCAAACAGUUGGAGGGCAAGAAGCUCGAGCACUGGAUCUUGAUGGCUGACAAGGAGCAGAAUCGUUGGAACCCGGUUUCCAGUCAACCGCAGUCCGUUACAAACAUCAUGUUGUCAUCCAGGGACGAUGCAAACUAGAAUAAUCGUGAUCUUCGCUUUUCCCUUAGAAAUGCAAAGCGGAAUUAAGCAGUACUGCUCAUUUUAAGAAAGGCAUAUUUUAUUCAAAAAAUCACAAAUGAUAAAAUCUUUUCGUGUAUGAUGUUUCUUACGAAUAAUAUUGUACAAUAACUAUCAAUGUUGACGAACGAAUUUUUCGAGUUUCCUGAAAACUAAAGAUUUUAGAUUUAAUAAAUUCUUUUUGAAGAUAAUUCGAUCGAAAAUUUAAAUCGAAGAUUAAGAUUAAGUGUUGCACAUAAUGAUUUUUUGAGAUAAAUAAUUUAAUGUCUUUUUUAGUCAUUAAAAACUUCGUUCUUUUUUUUUAAUCCCAAAUUUUCAAUGUGAUUGAAAUGGAUAGCGAGAAACGUAUAUGAAUUAAGAAUGACUAAUUUUAUGUCCAUGUGAUAUAUUUUUUGGAGCGAUGCAUGUUUUACACACGAUAUACAAUGGUCAUACGAUAUAUGGUAUCAAAUAUGGUACAAAAUAUAGAUCCAAACACUCUUUUUGACGACUUUACUGAAGAUUUUUAUUCUAUAGAUAAAUAUUUUCGCUGAUUUGUGUGUGUGUACAAAUUUUCUAUA
Molecule: messenger RNA, 4889 nt
Organism: Camponotus floridanus (Florida carpenter ant)
Lineage: Eukaryota; Metazoa; Arthropoda; Insecta; Hymenoptera; Formicidae
Exons: 4
Coding region: 622-4290 (1222 amino acids)
Molecular function (GO): protein binding
Source: RefSeq, a predicted model, not a curated record